GACGACACAGCACUCGACCCAGCAGUGCCCCCACAAUGGAGCCCUCGAGUAGAACAGGCUUGCUGGCGGCUGUCCGGAUUCCUUUGUACCACCGCCACGUUCGUGCGCGGGAUAGGAUUCGGAUGGCGACGGGCUGGUACUUGACGACCGGACCGGCGCCCGUCAUCCAACGACCCUUCGCCGGUAUUUUCAACCCGUUCCCCUACAGGUGCUCCGUUCUGUGCAACCAUCCUGCCGAUUUGGAGGCUAGGAGUGGAUUCCGACGAGCAAGAAACUCGCAAUGGGCAGCAGAGGAUGGAGAUCAGGAGACAGGCGUUCAAUUCACAGGAGCGAAGCACGCUCGUCAUUCUUUCAUGAACGCACCAGCAAUGACGGAUGACUGGGUGCCGGAAGAGCUUUUCCGAAAGUAUACGGAGACAGAUUCAAGACCUCCUUCUCCGGCGCCAACACUUGCAAGUCUGGAGACGAUUAAAAAUUCGUCGAAUAAGAGGUCGGUCACUGCCCGCUUGUCCAGUGGAAAGGAGAACAAAACGCAGAUUGUUCUUGAUUUGAGACGGAGUCAUAGUCAAGAGACGCUAAGCUGGCGGGAAAUGGUGACGCCAGUGCCGCUGCUGCCUCCGCCGAGCCACGAGAAAGCGUCCACCACGGCCUCGCGUCGCUUCUUUUCGCCACCAUCGCAGCGUCAGCGGCCCUCUCCGCAGCAGGCCCGGCGGCCGCGGCCCCCUCCGCCCGCGCCUAAGCAUCUGGCCGAGAAACAGCCCGAAGGCGGGGCCGCCGCGGCCGCGCACUUGCCCGUUGCCCCCGAGGUGGUGGUGAUGACCGAAGAAGACCUGAACCUGGGUGGGGAAGCCACCCCUCGGAGGCGUGGGGUACGGCGGCGGGGACGCAAAAAGUCCCGGGGGCAGAGUCCGUCCAAGGAUUUUCAGCACCUCGAGGAGCCGGCCGAGACGCAGAUUUCCAUGGCAGACGGUGAAGAGCAGCAAGGGAUUGCAUCAUCGGAUUCCGCACAGGGAGCACUGGUGGUAGCCGAGGAUGUGUUAGGGGCGGGCGGCGGCGACGAGCUAAGGCCUCGGGGGCAUGAAGAGAAAACCUUUUCUUCAUUUCUCAGCGACGACGUAAUUCGCCAGCUGCAAAGACAGCUCGAUUGGCAUAAGGUUGAAGCUGAGUUCGACUUUAAGCGGAAAGUCGCUCUGACAGAAGCGAUGCGCGCACCAAAGCUGAUUUCCCCCGAGGGCACCGAAAAUACGUUUCAGCAGAACGAUUUGUGGCUCUCGGUGCCACGGUCAUUUUCGAGAAAAAGUGCCAGAUUUGAGUUGCCCAUGGACAGCAGAAAACUAAACCGGAUGACUCCACUUCAGUACGCGCAGCAACUGAUCCAAAUUUCUCGCAGUCGAAAGCUUUUGUACAACGAAAUAUUCAACAAACAUCGCGAGGACAGCGGGAUGGAAAACGAAGCCAGGUCGAUCAAAAUGAAGGUUUUGCCGACCAUUCUGACUGAAGUAAUGGGCCGUGAGAUCUCGAGCGAGGACCUCAAGUUGUUGUCCGAGUUGCUGGGCCUGCCUGAUGACAAGUGGAAGCAGCCAAGCACACUCGACUUUCGCACUUUUUGCGGCGUGUGUGCCAUCGCAGAGAGGGUGUUCGGCGCGCGCUGGGGGCUGCUCGAGACUGAACACAAGGACCCAAAGCACCUGGUCGAGUCAGCCGACUUUUCACGAUUGCAGGACCAACUGAACGGCAUGACGGACCCGGAAUCUCAAAUGCCGCGGCUGCUUUUGGUAAUAAGCAAUUAAUAAGGUCAAAAAGAUUUCUCCUAGUCAUCCCAUCGUAGAAAACUCGGAUUUACGCAUCUACAGGAAUGAGUUGUGCUUUGAAAAAAGUUUAAAUAUCACACCAAAACUCAUUCUAGGCUCAUCAAUUUUCAUUUAGCAAUAUAUUUUGUAUCAUUUUAACUUAUUUAAAUUAGUAUUAGGUUGGCUGAAAGUAAAAUCUGUGCAAUUUCGUUUCAUAUCUUUUAUUUUAUAUCAAUAUUUUGGAACAACACACAGACACACACAUCAGGUGCUCAAAAUUAUUUCUGAUUGACGUAACGUUCUACGCUAAGAGGGUUCUAAUUAUCACUUUAUCCUCAAUAUCGUUCAAUUUUCGUUUUCCAUCGUUCGCAGUCAUACGCAAACAUAUUUAAUAAUUGUUUCGGGGGGAGAAUCGAUACCUUUUUUUCAUUUUACAGGGAGUCACAGUUAAACAGUUUGAUUCUUUUUUAAGUUCUCUCCAUUCAACGCACGCGUCACUUUUGGCAAGCUUGGAAUGUUAUUUAAAAUUAUCAGAAUAGAAUAAAUUAUCUAUGGGAAUGUAUACAAAUGUAGAUUGUUGUGCACAAAUUUUAAUUAUAUUUUAUGAAAA
Molecule: messenger RNA, 2400 nt
Organism: Cloeon dipterum
Lineage: Eukaryota; Metazoa; Arthropoda; Insecta; Ephemeroptera; Baetidae
Exons: 10
Coding region: 36-1790 (584 amino acids)
Source: RefSeq, a predicted model, not a curated record